GAACGAGUUGAGCGAAGCAAAAAUUUGUCUGCAGUCUGAAAUUCGAGGUGAAAUAUACAAUCGACGAAUGAAAAGAAAGAAAAUCAACUUCAGUUCGAGCGUACACGUGUUAUCGGUCGAUUUCAUGAAUUUUGUAGAGCUCGCAAAGUAUUUUUAUUCAGUGAUUACUUAAAUACAAUGGCUAAACGCAGACACGAAAAGGAUUCCGAAAUGGACGAAGAGGACACGAGGUUACAAGAGGAGCUCCUUCAGCUCGUCGACGUGUUAAUAGGAAACGACGAGACCAAGAUGCUAGUAUCCUUAUGCCAAUUAAGAUUGCUGAUGCAAACGGCGACCACCUCGAUGACCUCCGUACCGAAACCGCUCAAGUAUUUAAAAAACUCGUACGAGCCGUUGAAGCAGGCUUACAGCAGGAUCGAAAGCGCGGACGUGAAAAGACAACUCGCCGAAGUGGUGAGCGUGUUGUCGCUGGCGGCUGCGCCUCCAGGGUGCAAGGAGUGCUUGGAAUAUUGUAUCAAAGGGGGCGUGAGGAACCCUGGGGAAUGGGGUCACGAAUAUGUACGGCAAUUGGAAAAUGAAAUCGUGGACGAGUGGACUAACGCUCCCGUGAAAGACGAGGAGCGUGUAAGGAAUCAGCUAACGUCUUUAGUGAAAUGCAUAGUGAAAUUCGACAUGAAGCACAACGCGGAGAUACCAGGAUGCGACUUGUGCUUAGAAAUCGAUCAGUUAAGCUUCCUCGACGAUUGUUUAGACUCCACGAAUUUUGAGAGGGUCUGUCGCUAUUUGGAAGGCUGUGCGAUGUAUAGCGAGGACACUGAGAAAAGGCAGAUACUUCAAGUGGCGGUCAACUACUAUUUGAGAUUCAAGCAGUACUGCAAGGCGAUGCUGAUCGCUAUGCAACUAGGGGAUUCGAACCUUGUGCAUCAGUGUCUUACUACCUGUCCUGAUAAUCUCACUAGGAAACAGCUGGCGUAUAUACUCGUCAGACAACGGGAUAGUCCUCUGAAAAAAGAAUACCAAGGCGACGAUGCAGCAGAGAUAGAGACCAUCCUAAGCAACAGUCACGUGAUCAGUCACUUCCACCUUCUCGCGAGAGAACUCGACAUCCUCGAACCUAAACAUCCUGACGAUAUCUACAAGACCUGGUUGGAGUCAAGCAACACGCUCAGACAGACCGAACACGAUUCUGCCAGAGCGAAUUUAGCUUCCAGCUUCGUUUCUGGCUUUGUACAUGCUGGGUUCGGGCAGGAUAAACUAAUGGCGAACGCGGCGGACUCUUGGGUUUAUAAGAACAAGGAUCGUGGAAUGCUAUCGGCUACUGCCUCCCUAGGUUUAAUACAUAUGUGGGAUGUGGAUGGUGGUUUGGUACCGAUUGACAAGUACCUGUAUACGAACGAUGAUUUUAUUAAAUCAGGAGCCUUGCUCGCUAUUGGCUUGGUAAAUUGCGGGGUUCGAAACGAAUGUGAUCCCGCACUGGCUCUUCUGAGCGAUUACGUGCCUUCCGAUAAUGCGACGUUAAAAAUUGGGGCUGUUCUAGGACUGGGCUUGGCUUACGCCGGGUCACAGAGGUCUGAUGUCACUGAACUCUUAACUGGAGUUCUAUCAGAUAAGACAAGUACCAUGGAAACCGUGUCGCUCGGUGCGAUCGCAAUAGGAUUGGUAAACGUAGGUUCAGCCGAUGCCGAUGUCUCCUCGAUACUUCUCCAAAAGCUCCUAGAACUAACUCCUCAAGAGCUGUCCAGUACUUACUCCAGAUUUCUGCCUCUAUCAUUGGGCAUGGUAUACAUGGGCUGCAGAGACAUCAUAGAGGCCCCUUCCGCUGCCCUCCAAGUUCUACCUGAACCCUACAAGCUACCCUCGCAAACUAUACUACAGGUGUGUGCGUACGCUGGGACAGGUGAUGUGUUGAUCGUGCAGGAGUUGCUGCGGAUUUGUUCGGAACCAGUGAACGGUGAACACGCAUCAGAAACGUCCAUUCACUCUUCAGGCACCAGCUGCUGCGACCCGCGUUCUCGAAAUGCAGAAUCGCCUGAGAAAAAAACGAAGAAGUCAGAAGAGAAGUUAGAAGGAUCCAAGGAAAUCGGAUCGACUCAGGCUAUAGCCACUUUGGGUGUUGCGGCUGUUGGUCUGGGAGAGGGGAAGGAAGACUCGAGGAUUUUUGGUCAAAUCGGAAGAUACGGUCCCAUAUCCGCAAGGAGGGCAAUGCCACUCGCCCUAGGCUUGUCCUUCCUCUCAAACCCAGACCUAGCAGUUCUGGACGUUCUAAACAAAUACAGUCACGACAACGACGCCGAAGUGACCAACAACGCGAUCUUCGCCCUCGGUCUGGUCGGUGCUGGAACAAACAACGCUCGUCUUGCGACCAUGCUGAGACAACUGGCUUGUUACCACGCGAAGAAUCCCCUGCACCUGUUCCUCGUUCGAAUAUCCCAGGGUCUAGUGCAUCUUGGAAAAGGAACGUUGUCCAUAUCUCCGUUGCGUUUCGCCUCCAAAGUCCUCGAUCGAACCGCCUUGGCUGGACUGAUGGUGGUCUUGGUCGCCUUUUUGGACAAUCAGAACCUCAUCCUGACGAGAUCUCAUUACUUGAUGUAUUGUUUGGCGCUGGCGAUGGAACCUAGGUGGUUGGUCACCUUGGAUGAAAAUUUACAAAGUCUGCCAGUGUCCGUGAGGGUUGGUCACGCCGUGGACAUCGUGGGCAAGGCUGGAAAUCCUAAGUGCAUCUCCGGAGGAUACGUUCACACGACUCCAACGUUGCUUUCCUACGGAGAAAGAGCAGAACUCGCCUUGGACGAAUACGAAGCGUUAUCCAACGUGUUAGAAGGCUUCAUCAUUCUUCGAGAGAAGACCGCUUCGUAAAAUCAGUGACGGUGGAGGAAUGUCUGACACCGAAACUGGGAUAAAUGACCUUUAUUUCGCGAGAAGAAACAUGAAAAUCUUGAAACCAAAACGAUACACUAUAGUUUCUUCCAGUUUUGUAAUAAAAUAGAGGCAAAAUUCUCGACGAGAAUUUGUAACUUCGCAGCUUUGACAAGAAUCGAUUCGAACGAAACUUUCGCUUGAUAAAAACGAGGCGCGAACGAUCAGCGUUUUGUAUAGGUUUGCAUUUAUUUAACUUCAGAGACUAGCGGAAGCAAUGUGCUCUAUACAACGGAAACAUACAUUGGUUCGCAUUGCACGGAAACAGGUAGAGACAACGGUGCACCAUGAUCUGACAGUGUCACGGUUUAUCGUAAAUAAAAUACAGCUCAACCCUUUGACUGCGUAGACGUUAAUUAAGAUACAAGUGGUUGCUUCGAACAUUUUAUAAAUUUGUAUGUACCAAAAACUUGUUGACCGAGCCAAAGGGUUAAGUGAAAAAAUCAAACAGGAAGAAAAGAAAUAAAAGGAACAAGCAAGAUACAGAAAUAAACGUGAGAAACGUAGGGAACAUAAAAAUAAUCCCGAACGAGCGAUUACAAGAAAUUCUUGUUCACCGUGUACAUUUAUUCGCUAAUGUUAAAACUCUGCAAAUUAAAGAUAAAUAUUGCAGUUUAUUGAUUUCGAUAAUGUGUACAAAAGCGGACCACAAGGAAACGAGCAACGAUUAUUUAUCGUGGAUAAGAACUGUGUGUCCUUUCUUUCUUUAUUCUCGCCACGCAUAAACGUCUGUGCAUAUCAGUUUCUGCCUGUUCGUCAACAGGUUCGCAAUUACACAAGAUCAUGGAGCACGUUCCUGUAUUCUCGUUAACGUAGCCACGAGAAAUUCUCCAAGAAAUUGCACGGACGCGUGUGUCGGAUGCUCUUGCAAAGAGAAACUAUCAACGACUUUUCUCGUGUUAAAAAAAAUGUCCGCCGACAUUUACAUAUUAUAGGCACAUGACUUAGGGUAAGUGGCGAUGUGUAGAGUGAAACACGCGUUUCUCGACUCGUUCUUUUUUUCCGGUUUUCUAAUUUUUUCGUAUCGAGUUACGUUUCGGGAAGCUUAACACCUUGACGGUCGCCUAUUUCGUGAAAUAACUUUCUGUGGCUUAGAUCGUUACACGCUUAACUUCUUCAAGGAUCGACACGUUUACCUUUUUAUUUGAUUCGUUAAAUGAUCUCGUGGACAUUCUUACGUAUAAUUAAAAUAAGUAUGAUUACGUAAUAUAAUUAGAUUUCUAUCUUAAAAGAAAAUCAUCCCUGAAGAGGUUAAGAUUGAGGCAUUCUAUGGAAAUAUCUUGGGUUCCCAAAAUAUUCUUACACCUGGAAGCCUCAAAGUGUAACGGUGUAUAAUGAUAGAUAAAUGAAAAUAAGGUGGAUGGUAGCGGCUGUCAAAGUGUUAACAUCAGUUCGAUUAGAUCCAACUGUCCUAUUCCAAUGUACGCACGCUUCGCAAAUAUUUAGCUUGCCGUCUGACGUACUCGCGCGAAAUAGAACAAUUACAAUAGUCUAUUCGCAAAUAUUUUGAUUGAAGCACAGAUAUGAUUCGUGUAAUCUCGCCCGCACCGCAGAGCGUUUUUCAUGUAUUCGAUACAAGUCAGAAAUCGUUAAGACAUGUCUUAUAUAUUAUAAUUUAACAACAGACACAUUGUCUGUUAACGAGCAUUAAAAUUGAUAAAUAUCGAUGACGCAUGCAUUGACCACGUCACUCGGCAAGCUGGUCUUUCUUUCUACUUAUAUCAUAAAUUUCUCAUGUUCCUUAUAGUAAAAUAUAAUAAUAAUAAUAAUAUAAUCAUAAUAAUAAUAAUAAUAGUUAAAACUUAAAUCAUAAUAAUGAUAGCUCCUAUGAUAGUAGCGCUUUCGUGUUUUAUAACCCUUUGCAAAUAGUAUGUGUGUCUUGUGGUUCAAGCGAAUUCUCAAAAUUGUAUAUACGUAUGUUUCUUUUAUAUAUCUCGCUUCUUUUUGCUGCUGCUUGUUUCAUCCACCGUAACAUUCUCUUUCGCCUUAUUUACAACAACGUACGUGCAAUACGAGUAUUACCAUAUGUCCUCUAUUAUUUGCCCUUGAAUUUCGUUAUUAUUGCUCCCUCUAGCGUGCUCCAUGUCGACAUAAGCUCUAAGACACGACGAACAUCCGUUGUAAAUGGUCAAGUUUCUAACCUGGCUGAUACAGUCGAGAGCAUUCUAAGCUUCCCCUAGGGAAAAUGGCGAAAGAGGGUAUAGCGAAUUACCGAGCAUGGUACUCUUCCCUCAAAAAAAUGGCGACGAGGAAGAACUCGCCUAGAAAUUCUCAAACUUUUGAAUUUCAAAAUUCUUCCAAGUGUUCAACUCUCUAAAUUGUCACCGUCUCAAAUCUUUGACAUAUAAAUUACCAAAUUCAUUAAUGGAACCUUCCUCUACAUCGACAUUUUCCCAAAGGAAGAUCACCAUCGGAACAGCUACUCUCCUAAAACGCUACCCAUCUACCGUUUUCUUUUCCCUUCAUGGUCACGAAAUUACACGCUAGACACGGGAGUAGAAUUCUCUGAAACCGUUCUCUAAAACGGUUACCCAUAGGAUUCAUACAUACACAUAUGUAUCUUCUCUUUAACUCUACCUUCUCGAAACAUUUUUCAUUAACAACGAUAACGUAUAGACUCUAUCGUCGAUCCGAAAUGUUCCUCCGCCCCUAAUCAUCGACCUGUCUUUCGAGUCUCGUCUGCCCAUCGCGGUAACGGAUAAACACAAUUAUGAACAGCAAAGAUUCUCCCGUAAGAAGCACCGAAG
Megachile rotundata (alfalfa leafcutting bee) is the source of this 5663-nucleotide messenger RNA. Its product is annotated as 26S proteasome non-ATPase regulatory subunit 2. Gene Ontology annotation, cellular component: proteasome storage granule; nucleus; proteasome complex. Gene Ontology annotation, biological process: proteasome-mediated ubiquitin-dependent protein catabolic process; regulation of protein catabolic process. NCBI's taxonomy places the organism in Eukaryota, Metazoa, Arthropoda, Insecta, Hymenoptera, Megachilidae. The record is from RefSeq and is a predicted model, not a curated record. Gene Ontology annotation, molecular function: enzyme regulator activity.